Messenger RNA from Pyricularia oryzae 70-15, 225 nucleotides. RefSeq lists its product as uncharacterized. The transcript has 3 exons. The coding region runs from base 1 to 225 and encodes 74 amino acids. The record is from RefSeq and is a predicted model, not a curated record. Lineage: Eukaryota; Fungi; Ascomycota; Sordariomycetes; Magnaporthales; Pyriculariaceae.
AUGCCAUUGAGAAAGGCUGGAAGCCCAACAGACUUAUCUGAUGUCGCAAUCGGUCAAGAAAUCAAACAGCAAAGCAAGCAGAUUGCUUGGCUGACUCGCAAACCACCCCAAGGGGACUGUCCGACACCCCAUGAGGCGGGCAAAAAGCGCAGAACCGACGGACCAGCAAAGGAGGGUGCGAUUGUGUCGCGGGUGGUCAGGCAAAAGUCUGCCCAAGAUGUUUGA